Urocitellus parryii (Arctic ground squirrel) is the source of this 2046-nucleotide messenger RNA. The record is from RefSeq and is a predicted model, not a curated record. NCBI's taxonomy places the organism in Eukaryota, Metazoa, Chordata, Mammalia, Rodentia, Sciuridae.
CCAGCCCUGUUCCACCUGGGCGCUGCGCCCGCCGUGUGCCAGCUGCUCUGCACAAGUCUAAAGCUCCUGAUGGACGGUGGAGAGGACCCUGGCUUGGCUUGCCAGACCACCACAUCACUGUUCCUGAGGUUCCUCUGUGACCAGUUCACGCCAGCGCCCAGCGGCCAUCCCCAGCACCACCUGCAACGCCCUCUGAAGGCCCUGUGUCUCCUGGCUGCCCAGGGCCUGUGGACCCGGGUGUCCCUGUUCGACACAGAAGACCUGGAGCCACUUGAGGUGGAAGAGGCCGACCUCCGUCCCUUCCUGGACAAGCAUGUCCUCCAGAGGGACAGGGACCACGAGGACUGCUUCUCCUUCAUCCACCUCAGCAUGCAGCAGUUCCUGGCGGCCGCCUUCUACAUCCUGCGGUUCCCCGGGGACAGCGAGUGGCAGGGCUCCAUGUUGGACAUCAGGGGUGUGCGGGAGCUGUUCUCCACAGAGGCCAGAGCAAGGAAUCCCCAGCUGGCCCAGGCCGGCCGCUUCCUGUGGGGCCUCCUGAACGGGGCCAGGGCGAGGGAGCUGGAGGCCACUUUCGGCUGCCAAGUGUCCUUGGAGGCCGGGCAGGAGCUGCUGCAGCGCACGUCGGAGGAGGAGGAGCCCGUGCUGUGGGCAGUGGGCCUUCUGGAGGUCUUCCACUGCCUCUACGAGUCUCAGGACCCAGAGCUGGUGAGCAAAGCCACGGCCGCUCUGAAGGACKCAUCCCUGCACCUGACCACCAGCCAGGACCUCCUGAGCUGCUCCUUCUGCCUCCGGCACUGCCAGGACCUGCAGAGGCUCUCGCUGCGGGUGGCCAAGGGGGUGCUCCCGGAGGAGGAGGUAGCGCUGGAGCUGGAUGCUCUGGACGGAAGGUUCCAGAGUCAUCAGAACCUACAUCUUCCCUGGAGCGAGCUCUGCUCUGUGUUCAGCUCCAACAAGAGCCUGGUCUUCCUGGACAUCAGCCACAGCUUCCUGAGCAGCCAGUUUGUGAGGACGCUCUGUGACCAGCUGGCCUCUGCAAACUGCUGUCUCCAGAAAGUGGUCCUCAAAAACAUUUUCCCGGAUGGUGCUUAUCAGAACCUCUGCCUGGCUUUCGGAGGACACAAGACCCUGACACAUCUGAUCCUCGAAGGCAGUGAGCUGGACGGUGUGCUUUCCUCGUUGCGUGAGGUUUUGAGUCACUGGAGAUGCAAGCUGCAAUGUCUCAGGCUGGGGCCCUGCUCUGCCCCUGUACCGGAGUGGGCGGACCUCUUCCUGACCYUACAGUUCAAUCACUCCCUGACGUGCCUGGACCUCUCCGACAGCGAGCUCCUGGACGAGGGGGCCAAGCUGCUGUGCGCAGGGCUGAGGUACCCCACGUGCCCCGUGCAGAGGCUGUCGUUGGAGAACUGUCAACUCACGGAAGCCUGUUGCAAGGAAGUGUCUGUCACUCUGGUCGUCAGCCAGAGGCUGACACACCUGUGCCUGGCCAAGAACGACCUCGGGGACAAUGGGGUGGAGACCCUGUGUGAGGGCUUGCGCUACCCCGAGUGCCGGCUGCAGACGCUGGUGCUGUGGUGCUGCAGCAUCACCAGCGAGGGCUGUGGCCACCUCUCCACGGUCCUCCGCCAAGGGUCCAGCCUGACGCAACUGGACCUGGGGCUGAACCACGUUGGGGUCCCAGGCCUGAAGCUGCUCUGUGAGGCCCUGAAGGCACCGUGGUGCCGCCUGCAGCAUCUGUGGCUGUGGGGCUGCUCCCUGACUCCCUUCAGCUGCCAGGACCUCUCCUCCGCCCUCAUCUGCAACCGCAGCCUGGUCACCCUGGACCUGGGCCAGAACUCCCUGGGCUUCCACGGAGUCAAGAUGCUGUGUGACGCCUUGAGACUUCAGAACUGCCCCCUGCAGACGCUCAGGUUGAAAAUAGACGAAUCCGACACGGACAUCCAGAAUCUCCUGAGAGAGAUCAAAGAAAGCAACCCGCAGCUGGCCGUCGACGGCAGCCGCCGCGACCCCCAGAGACACAGGCCCUCGGCUCAUGACUUCCUUUUCUGA